This is a messenger RNA of Drosophila melanogaster (fruit fly), 10794 nucleotides long. It is a transcript of the gene E(Pc), whose product is annotated as enhancer of polycomb. Gene Ontology annotation, biological process: regulation of transcription by RNA polymerase II. The record is from RefSeq and is marked reviewed. Gene Ontology annotation, cellular component: nucleus; NuA4 histone acetyltransferase complex. Lineage: Eukaryota; Metazoa; Arthropoda; Insecta; Diptera; Drosophilidae. The transcript has 11 exons.
CCCCGGCUAUCCAAAUGUAUGCAUGCGACCCCUCACAAAAUUCCACAGAUUUAGAUGAAAACCGCACUCAAAACGGUUAACUAUUUCGCCUGGAGGCCUAGCCAAAAUAAUUUCGCCACUGUGGCGACGAUUUCGUUCGACUCCGACAACUCCGAAUUUUCAUUCGUAAUGGCCGCCCAUAAGUAAAAACGUGUCCCGCUGCUGAAGAACGAUUAUACGCGUUUGCGCUAAGCCAAUUGCUUGAAUUUAGCUGUAAACGGUGCGGCAGUGGUAAAUACGCUGAAAACCACAUCAUUUAAUCAUAUAAGAGGCCCCAACGCCCGGCAAAGAGUGUGAAAAAAAUUUUUUAUCAGCCAACCGAUAACACGACAGCCAAGGCGAAAUAAUAAUAAAUAAUAACAAGAAGAGGAAGUCAACAAAUAAGCAAAAGAAAGAAGAACACAAUAUUGAUUUAACCUAAAACGAUGAUGAACUGAAAUGUGCAAAUUUGAUGAACGUAAUUAUGCCAAUUCACACAGAACCUUCGAUUUCAACGUGAAAAAUGUCGUCGACACAUUUGCUGCAUUCACUGUCACUGUUGUUGCUACCACUGCGUUGUCGUCGUAAUUGCCACCAGAUCGUUUCCUUGGCCAUUGUCCUGCUGUCGGCGCUGUCAGCCAGAGCUCCCGAGGAUCAAGGAGGACGACAGGAGAGGGAGGCGGAGGAGGAGGACGAGCGGCAGGCGGACCGCCGGGAGAGUGUCCAGGGGGAGGAGGAGGACACGCCCUACAUAGUCGCCAAUCCACACCCAAUCCUCACUAGCAGUAGCACUACGUCUUCGGCCAGGGCAACGGGCACAGGGGCUGCGUUAACCAGCUGGCAGAGCAGCCACAGCCACCGCAGCCCCGGUGCUCACGAUCGGGAUCGGUGUCAGGAACAGGAACAGGAUCAGAAGCAGCAGCACCUUUUCUACCCCAGCAAGCCCCAUCUCCAGCUAACGUAUACAGCCCCCUCGACAUCGAGUAGAGGAGCCAACACAACGCCGACCACGAAUCGGAGUAGAUCCUCCAGAAUCCAAAUUAGCAGUUGCAGCACUAGUCCUGCCCACUGCAGUUGGACCGCCGGAGCAAUCGUAGCCUCCUUAGCAUCCAUAGCCACCUAAGCAGUCGAUUCCACUAGGCAAACUCUCAAAUCAGCCACAGCAACAGCAAAUAGAAACGUUCCACACACCACAACAACCCAACCCAAAACCACCCACAACCAAAACCCAAACAAAAGCCAGCAAGAUGUCCAAGCUGUCGUUCAGAGCCCGCCAUUUGGAUCCGUCCAAGCAGAUGCCCAUCUACUUGGCGGAGGAGCUGCCCGACCUCCCCGAGUACUCAGCCAUCAACCGGGCAGUGCCUCAAAUGCCCAGUGGCAUGGAGAAGGAGGAGGAGUCGGAGCACCACUUGCAGCGAGCGAUAUGCACGGGUCUGAUCAUCCCCACGCCCGAGGUGCUGCAGACGGAUCAGCCCUUCUACGAUGCCUACUAUCCGCCGGACUACAAAAUGCCCCGCCAAAUGAUCCACAUGCAACCUCUUGGGCUGGAUACCGAGGUCCCUGACUACGACAUGGACAGUGCCGAUGAGGACUGGCUCAGUCAGCAGCAGCGCCUGGAGCUUACCGAACUCAAGUUCGAGCAGAUGAUGGACCGGCUAGAAAAGAGCUCCGGCCAAACGGUGGUCACGCUGAACGAGGCCAAGUCGCUGCUUAACCAGGACGACGAGACCAGCAUAUCCGUCUACGAUUACUGGCUGAACAAACGCCUCAAGAUGCAACACCCGCUGAUCCUCACUGUGAAAACUGAGAGUCGACCAGGCGCCAGCUCCAACAAUCCGUACUUGGCUUUUCGUCGUCGCACCGAGAAAAUGCAAACCCGCAAAAAUCGAAAGAACGAUGAGGCCUCCUACGAAAAGAUGCUCAAGCUGCGACGUGACCUGCAGCGCGCCACCACUAUACUGGAGAUGGUGAGGCGACGCGAGGAGACGAAGCGCGAUCAUCUCAAGAUGACGGUGAACAUCUUCGAGAAGCGCGUUGAGAUGCGCGACUUCAACGGUGCUGUCUACUCCGAGCUGAAUUCUCAGUACAAGAACACAAGACCCGCGUAUAAUCCAUUGUAUACGAAUCAAUACUCACAAGGGGCGGCGGCGGUGGGAACGGCUGGUGCCAUUCUAGCCGCCCUGCCCACGGGUCUGCUGCCGGGCGGUGCUGGAGCGGCAGGCAAUGCAAAUGUCUUCGGCUCAGCGUCCCAGUACCUGAACUCGUCGAAUCUGACAAUGGAUGCCAUCAGUGGCAGUGGGAAUGGAAACAGCAGUCGCAAGGAGAAGCGUCCAUACAAGAAGCGCAAGCACAAAUUGCCCCGCGACAAGCAGCAGCACCAGCAGCAGCAAACGCAGCAGCACCAGCAACAACAGUAUUUGCCGGCGUCUGGUGGCGCCGGAGUCUCGCCCGCGCACCACCUGCCCCACCAUCUGCACCACCUCAGCAGGCAGCAGAGUGCCUCGCCGGCAGCCAACGACUCGAUUGCGGACAGCGAGGAGGAGGACUACUUUGGCGCCGGUGCCCAGAAUGGAAACAAACUGGGCUCCGAGAGCGAGGAGGAGACGCCGUUUGCAUUUAGGCGCAGAUCAAGCUGUGUUUACCUACCGACUCGACAACGAGAUGGCCGCUAUCCGUGGGACUCAGCCGACGAGGAUAUGGCGCCCAGUGGUGCUUGUUCGGAUGCUAAAUACCGUUACACACUGACCUCCCUCAAUUAUCCCAGACCACGCUGCAUUGGCUUCGCACGUCGUCGAUUGGGUCGUGGCGGUCGCAUCCUGCUGGACCGGGCCACAACGAAUUUCGACGACUUUUGGUCGCAGCUUGACUACACGGUGAUGGAAAGCGUGACGGUCAACAAAUGUAGGGAUAAAAUCAAGCAACGGGAUCCCGAUCAGCUGUGCAAGCCCAGCUCACCGCCCACGGUGGUAGAUCUGGUUCCCGCUGGAAAGCCCGUCGAUGGUGAGCAUCCUGUUCCUGAACUGAUAAAGGAGGAGCCGUCAAGCGAUACAGAAAAGCCUGUUGCUGCGACGGAAUCUGGGCGGGAGAGCAAAGAACGGGAGCUUGAGGAGAAAUUUGAGAACGAUGUAGAUGAUGAAUUCGUAGCCAGUGACGAUGAGAAUGUGUCACGGCUUGGAAUCUACAGUUCAGCGGUUACGUUACCCCAAAGUUGUGCUGAUCUUCGCCAGAAACGUCGCCGCCUGCGUCGCAAGAAGCAACAGUUGCGAGAACUUAAUGCCGCAAAGCGUCUAAAGAGGUCUUCGGAAGCGGUGGCAACCGCUGAAGAUGUUCAACUGGAGGACGAGGAUACUAAACCAGAUCUGCGUCCAUUACCCAGGGCUUACCUUCAGCGUUUGGCAUUGAUUCUGGGACAAAAACUAAAGGUGGAAGAGGAUGAUAACACGGAAGUUUCCGAGAAUGUGGCGCCAGAGUUGCUGGAAAUGAAUGAUCCGGAGCAGCUGCAGCCCCCGCGAGCCAAUCAUCAGCAACACCACCGUUCCAACCACAACAACAACAACAAUACCGUGUUGAACAACAACAAUAGUAGUAGUAGUAACGUUAUGAAUAAGGAUGUUAGCAUUAGCGAAAAAAUCAAUGUGAUAAAGCAGGAGGCGGAGGAGCUCGUCGGCGGCAAAUGCGAGGAUCAACCGGUAGCUUCCACCUCGGCGGCAGCGGCCGCCGCUCGUGCCGCUGAAGCAGCCGCUGCAGCGGAGGCAGCCUCAUCGACAACCACUCUUGCGGCACCGAAUCCGGGUCCAUCGCUGGAGGAGGUGGCGAAGACGAUAAAGCGCGAGAUGAUCGAUGCCGACGACUCCAACGAGCCCCUGAGCAGCAUUCGUACAGCAGCUGUCAUGCUGUCCACGCAGACCUCUGUCUCCGAACUCAUGGACGAUGAAGCUGAGGACGAUGUCAAUCUCGCCCAGCUGAGCAGUAUCAUCCGGCAUACGGCGGUCAAGAAGGAACUGGAGGCCCAGCAGCACCAGCAACAAGUACAGCAUGAACAGAUGCAGGCCGCCAGGAAGAUGGAAGAGGAUGAAGCCGCUCCCUGUCUGAACCAGCUGCCUGACGUGAUUCGCUUGCGAAAUAUCCGCAACAGCCAAGUGCAUGCGAGGCCGAAGGACCUGUUUGUACAAGCUCCUGUUGAUGAAGAAUUCAAUGCAGACUACAUGGGUGGACUGUCGCCCACUUCCAGCCAGCGGCUAGACAUCUGCAAUGAGCUGCUUUCGGAGAUCCGGCGCGAUUGGCUACACUUCCGGCCCAAAACUCCCACAGAUGAGCUGUCCGAUAGCCAAGAUUGCGAAGUGGGUAAGACGUGUGAUAGUCACGCUGUCGACUGGACGCAGGACACGCCCAUAAGUGUGGAACUCAAUCGCUUAGGAAAGCGAGAAGCAGAGGAAAGCGAUUCUAGCUCGUACUUUUUGAGCAGUGGCUUUAAAUACAGGGAUCUCGAGUCAGAUGCCCAAUUGCUGCAAACGGUCCAAGCUCAGGACUACGCUCGAGGCAGCAGCAAGAGUCCAAACUGCUCUGGGUCAGGCUCAGGAUCUGCGCUAGAGUUUAAUCUCAGUGGUGGUGACUCCCUAAACGAUAUCAACAACUUGUUGGGCUGUGACGACGAGGACGACAACCACGAGCAUAUGCUAGACAACAUCCUGCAGGAGUGCGCCAUGGAUGAUCCCAAGGCAUUGAACCAAGCUACUAAUUUUUGGAACGGUAUCCUAGAUGGCGAGGCAGCCGUGGACGAAGUGGAAAUGGCCGAUCAGCUGUUGGAUUGUAUAGACGAGAAGAAAUCUAAGGUGGGUGCAGCCGAUACAUCGAAGCGCGCGGGUCGCAACCGCAAGGCAAGAUUGAUCCAAGCUCCAGUGGGUAGCUCCGCAUUUACUGUGUGUCCCACGGCGGAGACUCUGAAGGAACGUGAACUUUUCUUUAGUCAAGCUCCGCCUGUUGAAGUCCCGCCCAAAGAGAAAACGCCAGCAGAAGUUGAACUGCCGGAAGUUGUGGUCAAGGAAACAGCGAAUUUGCCUGUGAAGGUUGAGGCGGUUGAGAAACCCCAGUCGGAGGUUCUUCCCGUUGCCCCACAGCCGCAACAGCUUCAGCCGCAGGCUAUUACUUUGCCCACGACGCAGCUGAUCAACAUACCCGCCCAGAUAAGCACGCAAAAGCAGCAUCAGCAGCCACAGGUGACGCAAUUGCUCAAUCAGUUUGCCAACGCUGGUCCGCAGAUCAUCGCCCGCACAGAAUACGGCGGAGGAGCAGCUGUGGGCGAUAUAGUGACCAUAACCCCGCACACGGGGAGCAGUCCACUCCCCACACUCACCGCCCAGCAACAACUGCAGCACCAAUUGGCACAGGCUCAACUCCGAAAUGUGACCGUCCAGCAGCGACAGGCGACACCUCAAAACCCCAAUCAAAAUCAGAAUCCCCAGCAGCAGUUACUCUUCCAAAUGCAGCGGGAUCCCUCGCGCUCCCUGACGCCCCUACAAGCUGCCGGCGCUGGCGCCACUGGCAACCAUUUGAUCUACACAACAAGCUGCGGCGAGAUUGUCACAGCAGGAGCUGCAGCUUCUGCGUCUCAGAAGGUCACAUAUGCCAUCCAGAAAGCCGGUGUCUCAAGUGGAGGAGCAACCACCGCCUCAAUUGGACCCAACACAGUAAUCACGCUGUCCAAUGUAAAGGUGCAGAACGAUGAUAUCUCCUCUGGUGGUAGUGGCAACUCAGGAUCCAGUGUGAACAUCAUCAACACGGCCAGUGGCCAGCAGUUAGCCGUGCACAGCAUUGCCGGUAUGCAACAGCAGGGCCAGCAACAGGUGCAACAGGUGACCACCAGUACGCCUUUGCUUGUCGCCACACCCACUCGCAACAAUGUGCAGCAGCAACAGCAGCAGUUGGUGCAGCAGCAACCGAUUGUUUGGCGGCAGGUGAGCGGAACGAACACGGCGGUGGCCACCACAGCAGUGCUCUCCACCACGGUGGACUCCUCGCCGAAGGCGGUAACCAACCAGAUCCUCUGGACCAGCCGGGCCACGCAAAAAAGGCAGCUCAACGGGCCAGAGAACACAGACAUCAACAAACUUCUUCUCAAUCGGAAGUUGCCGCGCAAGCAGCAAAUACAACAACAGCACCAACAGAUUCAACUGACAAAGCAGCAGCUUCAACAAUUGGUGCAGCAUGAGGAGUUGGAUGACUUGGUGGCCACAUCGACGGGCAACAGUGGCGAUCAGAUGGAAACCGGCGACGGCCUGCAACAACAACAGCAACAGCAGCAACAACAGCAGCAGCUGCAGAAGCUCAGCAAGGUGAUCAAGAUGUCGCAGUUUCCACUGCUCGUGUCGGAUGUAAGUCUGCAGCAGCAGCAGUCGGUGUCUGGCCAAGCUCAGCAGCAACAAUUAAAGCCCAACUCUGCGGCGGCGAUUGCAGCUAAUCACAACUACAGCCUGCACCCUGCCUCAACGGCGAUCAUCACCGCCCAGGCGACACCCCAGCAGGCCAACAAGAUCUUCUUGACCAGCAGCAACAGUGGUGGCGGCGGAUCCGCUGGUAACUUUACCAUCGCCACUGCCAGCGAACUGCAGGCGGCGGCAGCCGGCCAAAAGCUUCACUACAAGGAGCUGCCCAACUCCAACCUCAAGCUGAACUUUGUGAGCAGUGCAGGGACGGGUGAGCAAACGCAGCAGGUGGGCGCCACAACAGUGCUGCUGAACAAAUCCCAACAGCAGCAGCAACAACAGCAGCAUCAAAAGCUGAAAACGUUGGCCACUACAGGAAAUUCUCAAACUGGCCAGGGCGAUAAGCGAGUGCUGUACACCAGUCUGCUGAAUGUGAAACCGCUGCAGAAGAACAACAGUGGUCAGAUGCAGAUGCAACUGGGACCGGGAGGAUUGCAACAGGUGCUCCGUGGACGACUCAACAAUUCAGCGAUCAUUACUAGAACGCUGCCGCUGGGCACAACUGUUAACAGUACCGGCGGUGCUGUAGGUCCUACCACCACGACUAUUAGGCAGUUGGUUACCACGAAUGCGAACAACGUGAGCAGCCAAGAUGGCAACCUACUUAGUGCAAAGGAAGUGGGGAAAGCCCUGACAGUGGAGCAGGUGAUAGCCAGCGCUAACAACGGAGGAGUUGUGCUGCCCACGAGCAACAACAAUAAUAACAACAAUGGCAGUGGAGCUGGCGGAAAUGGAGGACCUUUGAACAGCGGUGUCAAUGCCACAGGAGCUGGCGGAGGAGGAUCUACAGGCGCGGGUGUUGGGGGAGCUGGUGUGACGUCAACCAUCAACAGAUGAGACGCGGAUGGCAGCGGCAGCAACAGCUAACAUCGAGCACAACCCUUGCAAGUGCCCAACGGCCCUCUGCUCAGUUUGGCAUCAACGCAAACGGAGGCGGAAACCCAGGCGGUGGCCAUAUCCAUGCCUUUGGCGGACGCCCACGUGGCCUUGGGCCAGCUCCUGCAGCAGCAUCACUGCAGCUGCACCGUUUGUUUGGUGAACAAGAGCGAGCUGGUCUAAAGCCAAUCAGUUAGUAUGUUUUUCAGAAGUUCAUACGCAUACACAAAACCCGCGCACUCCCACGAAACCUUCCACCUUGUUGGUGUGAAUAAAAUACGAUUUUCUGAAAAGCUUAUUCAGAAGCGAAAUGUAAACAUCAGAAGGGGAAUCUGUUAGCCAGAGUAGAAAGGGCCAAGAGAGCGGGAUGAAUAUGAGAUAUUGUAUAGUUGAAUGCCACCAUUAACAAAGUUCGCUUAAUUUGAUUUUCUAUAGCCUAUAUAUAGAAGCAUAUGUGUGUAUAAUGAUGUAGGUCUUAUUUUUCAAGAUCGCCUAACCCUAAAACCAUAAUAAGAAUUAAAAUAAUAAAACAAAAUAUAUAUAUAUAUGUACAAUGUAUAUGAAAAUGCAUACAGAGAACUUGGCUCUUUCUCUUGGGCUACAGAUGUCAACCAAUCCUAUCCAAGCUCCAUUCUCCCACUCCUGUCCAACACCAACAACCACAGCAAAAACUCAAGUGUUAAAUAGCAAACUGUAAAUAUUCGAUAAUAAUUGCGAAACACACAAGAUAACAGCAAGAAUUACUUGUAAUAAAACUAUGUUUAGUGAUACGAUUAGUUGUAACGAUGGAGAAGAAAGCACUUCUCUCCGGCUUACGCCGUUUCAGAACCACGCGCUUUAGCCGGGCUGCUCCACCGACGACCCAUCGGCCCCAUCCGGCACCACCCCGAACCCAAAAGUUGGGGCGAGGCAAGUCAGGGCAGCCCGUAAAAACAAAAACAAAAGAGUAAUAACAACAUUUUUCAAUGUACGUAAAUUAAAUUAACUUAUCCUGUAACUUAAACGGAAAGAAAACACAUUAAACUACAUUUAGUUUUUUUAACUAAGGAAUGGAACUUCAGAGGCAACUGAUCUGAGAGAGAUGUAGGGAGUUGCAGAAGAAAACUACUAUUGUAUGCUAUUAUUAUUAUUAUUUUUUGUACAAGGUAAUAAUUUUAAUUGUAUUCGUAACUGCAAACAUAAAAGCAUGUUUAUGCGAUGGCGGCAAGAGAUACGACAGCAUAAGCAUCAUAAUAAUAAAGAUAUAAUAUAAACUAUAAUGAUAACGAUAAUAUUUUAAAAUCCAAAACAAAACCGAGUAAAGCAAAACGAAAAAACAAAAAUAUUUAACAAUAAUUAUGUAGCGAUGUAAUUUCGUAGAUUGUAAAUUGUAGAUCGGUAAGAGCGUAAGCAAGAGCGAUAAUAAAAUGGAAAACAAAUUGCAAACUUAAACCGAGCAAAACUCUGAUUAAUCCGAAAUUCGUGCAGCAACAACUGAUAGCGAGAUUAUCAUUAUCUGUUUGGUUUCCCAUUUUACCAUUUUCAGUUUCAGCACUCGAACCCCCUCAUCAGAUUCUCCAAAUCCACCUCUAACUGAGGGAUUGCAUGUUAGUAUCUUACAUCUUACAUCUUACAUCUCGUACCUUAAAUUUGUAGUAUCGGAAUAUCUGACGAUGGCCACAGCUUGUCUUCUUCGGUCCUUCCUUUAUCUUAAUCAUAUCCUCCAUAAAACAUAAAACAUAAACCAUUUUAUAUACCGAUUGUGAUGCGUACAACAUUUAUGAUUUGACACUUCUGCAACAGCAAAUACGGGUAAAGACGAACACGAAACUCUUUCUAACCAGUCAACAUAUAACAAAUUAGUAAGCGAAAUAUAUAAUGUGAAUUAUAGCUGUGUAUAUAAACAUAAAUACGAUUAAUGCCGACUGUCUGAUAUCCGAGUAAACAUUUAUCUUUCCAUUUUCCAUUUUCGGAUCAUCGAUGCAAAACAAACUUAAGGAUCUUGAGCAGAAAUUUAGUAAGAAUCCAUGAAAUCAUAGCUUUGACUUUGUAAGAGUUUUUUAACUCAUUUUGUCAAGUAUUUUACAAUAUCUGUAAAUAGUUAUAAUAACCAGCCUUGGUCUGAAUUCCGAUUGCUCUUUAAGAUUAAUUCCGUAAUUACAUAUUUCUUUUCAUUAAAACUAAGUUUAUUAUUGAUCCAAAAGCACAAUAUUUCUUGAGAUUUCUAAGGGAUUCAUUAGUUUUCUGAUUCGUUUGCAAGCUGUGUUCAGAACAAGGCUGAAUAUUCAUAUUUUUUAUAUGUACUUAACAGUUUUCAACUUCUUUUGCAUGAAGUGUAAACGUAAAACACAAAGGGAAAUUAUACAAUAUAUAAAAACAAAACAAAUAUUUAUGUAUUAUAUAUAAUCGAUACAGCCAUUUUGCGUAUUCGUAUUUGAACUUAACCAAAACUACAUGUGAAAUUGUUUACAGCGAAGACGGCAGACACAUCUAGACUCUAGUUUCUAGAGGAUACUCGUGCGUAGAAGUUACCCCUCCCAUUUAUCUCCAGUACAUCCUAUCGGCCUAUCGAUUACGCUCUAUAACUAACUAAUACGUGAAAAUUACCAAUCGAGUAUUAAUAGCUUAAUCUGCAUGUAGACUCUCUGUAUAGAACUUAAAGUACUAGAGAUUCAAAAGGUUUUGAGGUACAUUUUGAUUAUCUUUCAUUUUAACAAAUGCCGUUUACUUGAGUUGAUUUAAUGGUUUCAAUCAUUUUCUUACUUUUUCGGGGACUUAGGGCCCAUUGAAUCGAAUCCAAUCCACUAAGCAGUUGAGCUGAUUCCCUUAUCAAAUAUUGUAUAUGAAUGUAUUGUUAGUAAACCAAAAACAGAAAACUGGAAACGCUUGUUGUGGUAAUUAAGUAAUGAAAUCCAAAACAAAAAGAAUACGUAUGUAUGUUUAAUUAACAAAUAUUUAAUCUACAUAAAUGAGACUACUUGCAAUACUGUAAAAAAUUAAACGAAGCACAAGAAAAUAAGACAAACGAUUAACGAGAAUAUUUAACCAAUAUUAUCGUAGAGAUCGAUGGAUAAUUAAAUAUACUUAUGAUUAAAUUGGAAAUAAUAAACAGCCUAAGCGAUUUUAACUGUUUCUUGCAUAAGCAAACAAGAAGUUUACCAUUACACAUUUAGGUGCAUAAAGCUGAGAACUCAUUAAAAUAUGUGUAAUUACGAAUCGGAUACGGAUUGCGGGCCAUAACCCUUCCAUAGAAGUGUCCGAAUUUCAAGAUGUACAUAUAAUAAACCGAUAUAUAAAUACAAAUAUCAGCGGUGAUGAGCAAUUACGAAUAUUACGGAAAACUAAUUGAAAGCUGACAGAAUCCAAAAAUGCAACCAAAAUUAAAUGCAAAACGACAGAGUGCAUGAUUACAACAUGAAAUAAAAAAUAUAAAAAAUUU